Messenger RNA from Musa acuminata subsp. malaccensis (wild Malaysian banana), 705 nucleotides. RefSeq names its product sigma factor binding protein 1, chloroplastic-like. The record is from RefSeq and is a predicted model, not a curated record. NCBI's taxonomy places the organism in Eukaryota, Viridiplantae, Streptophyta, Magnoliopsida, Zingiberales, Musaceae.
GAUUGCUUCAUCUAUAUCUGUGGGACUAAACGGAUUCCUCCACCUUCUUCUACCCUUCUGCUUCUCACACUAGUUUUGCUUGCCAUACACCAUGGGGAGGCUAAGCGUCCACCAGACGAGGAGCCCCAAGCAAGGGAAGGGCAAGAAGAAGACUGUCAAGGUGGUGUACAUCUCCAACCCCAUGCGGUUCACCACCAGCGUCGCCAAAUUCCGGGCCCUCGUGCAGAAGCUCACCGGCCGGGACUCGAACGUCGGCGACACGGGAGCGACGUCGAUGGUGUUCGAUGGCCUGGAGAAGCCGUCGGUGAAGCCUGCGCCCGGAUCUGGAGUGGCUUCUGACAGCACCGGCAUGGAUCCACGUACGGCCACGGCGUCGGCGCCGUUCGAGAUGUUCGACGACGAUGUCUUCACCCCGGAGAUGUUGGACAACUUUCCGGGACUGCAGCAGUCGACGCUGUUUGUGUUAUGAGCUCUCGUGUGAGGUUGCUAAGGUUCUGCGGCUGUGUCUGAUCGAACAUGCAUGCUGAAAUGUGCACACUUCAGUAGGUUGUAUUAGAUCUGAAGCUUGAAACUUCACACUGAAAUCCACCACUCUCAAGUUCUCUGUUCUUCUUCUUCUUCUUCUUCUUUCUUUAUCUCGACUGGGUCUUGGAUUCCUCUCUCAUGUCAUGUUCGAGUCAGAGAUUGAGCCGAGCUGAUGGAUAA